CCGGAAGCACGUGUUUCUCAUGUUGACAAACAUCAGAUUUUUUCUUCAUGCUUCACGUUCAGGAAUAACUAAUUACCAUUUAUCAUGGAUGAUCAAAGCCAAGAUAACAUAGACAAGUCUGAAACUGACGAAUAUUUCAAAAGUUAUGGAGAUAUUUCUGUUCAUGAACUUAUGUUGAGAGAUAAACCAAGAACUGCUGCUUACCAAAAGUUUAUGCAACAAAACAGCCAUUUGUUGAAAGAUAAAAUUGUUUUAGAUGUUGGAUCAGGAACUGGUAUCCUGUCACUGUUUGCUGCUUCAGCUGGAGCAAAGCAGGUAUUUGCUAUUGAAGCUAGUUCAAUAGCUGAUUUAAGUCAGAGUAUUAUUGAGGAAAACAAAAUGGAGGAUAAAGUGAAGGUCAUCAAGGGAAAGAUUGAAGAAGUCAGUUUACCUGUUGACAAAGUGGACAUUAUCAUAUCAGAAUGGAUGGGGUUUUAUCUGCUUCAUGAAUCCAUGUUGGAUUCCGUAAUAUUUGCUCGUGACAAAUAUUUGGCCGAAGAUGGUCUUAUGAUUCCAUCAGAUGCUAUCUUGUACAUGACACCAGUGAACAUGUCUUCUUAUGUUGCUGAAAACAUUUUGUUCUGGGACAAUAUUUAUGGCUAUAAUUUUUCUUCAGUAAAAUAUGCAGUACUAGGGAAUAAAAUGUGUGAGCCUACUAUAACAUGUAUUGAACAAUCACAAUGUGUGGCUGAACCUGAAAUUUUCUGUGAACUUGAUUUAAAAACUGUCAUUAUGAAAGAUAUUCAAAAUAUUAAUCAGACAUUAUCAUACACAUUCACCAAACCAGGACUUGUACAUGGAUUUGCCAGUUGGUUUGAUGUAGAGUUUAAAGGUCCUAUGGCAGCAUCCCCUGAUCAAGGGACAAAAAUAGUCACUUUAAGUACUUCCCCAGCUACACUCCAAACGCAUUGGAAGCAGACUGUUAUUUUUCUGCCAGCUUCCAUGACAGUAGAUGAAGGUGAUCAGAUCACUGCCAUUAUAGAUCUGUCACAAGAUGAAGGUAAUAAAAGACAUUACAAUAUAUCUGUAGAAAUUAUAGGGGAAGAGGACGAAGAAUCAAGUUCUGAAGAAGAUGUGUCUAAUCAUCCAGUUCCAUGUAAUUGUGGAGCAACACGUUGUAUGCUUGUUCAAGCACUAGUCGAAAAAUAUGAUGAAGAACAAAAUGAACUUGAAAAAGAGGCUGAGAAAGUGGAUGUUAAUGCAGAAGUUGAAGCAGCCAGAGUAAUUGAUCGAGAAAUGACUGCCAAUGCUGAUAUUAAUUUGAAUGAAACAUUUUAAUAAGAACUAUACAGAUAUCUUUAUAUGUGAUAUAGAUUAAUGAUGUAGCAAUUACAAAUUUAUUGAUUUAAAA
Molecule: messenger RNA, 1390 nt
Organism: Mytilus californianus (California mussel)
Lineage: Eukaryota; Metazoa; Mollusca; Bivalvia; Mytilida; Mytilidae
Exons: 3
Coding region: 85-1317 (410 amino acids)
Biological process (GO): peptidyl-arginine methylation
Cellular component (GO): nucleus
Molecular function (GO): protein-arginine N-methyltransferase activity
Source: RefSeq, a predicted model, not a curated record